AUGACUGCGAACGAACCUAUCUGUCCAAACGGGGAAAAGAAUGAUUGGUGCUGUGAUCGAAUUGCAGCACCAUGGGGCCCCGAUACGUCUGGACCGGAUGCAGAGUGGAUGUUCCGCAAAGAGUUUGAAGUGAAAAAUUUUAUUCGUGCCAAUUUGGUCAUCACUGCUCAAGGUGUGUACGAGGCGGAGAUCAAUACCCAAGUCGUGGGUGACCACUUCAUGGCCCCAGGAUGGACAUCUUAUGACCGUCGACUCCAAUAUCAAACAUACGACGUCACAACUCGGCUUCUGGAUGGUCGCAACUGUAUUGGCGUCCGUGUUGCUGAGGGCUGGUUCUGCGGACGUAUUGGCUUUGAAGGUGGCCAUCGAAAUAUUUGGGGGCCUCAUCCCGCAUUAAUCGCGCAGCUCGAAAUCCACCACUCAGACAACACGGUUGAAAUCAUACCUACCGACCCCACUUGGGUUGUUCAACGAGGCCCAAUUCAAUUGGCAGAAAUAUACAAUGGCGAGAAAUACGAUGCUACUCAAGAGGUUCCUUAUUGGUCGACGAUCGUACCGGAAGGAGCUAUCGAUAAUUGUCAUGCUUGGGAGCCUGUUUGUUGCAUGCCACCUUUACCAACGAUAAUCAAGCUUACAUCAGGAUUUGGCGAGCCUGCGAGACGCAUCGAUAUUAUCAAACCUAUCCAACAAUUGCUUUCUCCCACAGGAAAAUCUAUCAUUGACUUCGGUCAAAAUUUGGUCGGAUACGUUAGGCUGAGACAGAUCAAAGGAUCCCGCGGUUCUAAAAUUGUCCUGUCCCAUGCCGAGGUUUUAGAAAAUGAAGAGAUUUGCACCAGUCCACUUCGUCAAUGUGACGCGGUCGACGAAUACAUCCUGAAGGGAGACCAGGCUGGAGAGAAAUACGAGCCACGAUUUACGUUCCACGGAUUUCGAUAUGUCCAGGUUGACGGAUGGACCAGUGACUCAAACUUAAUCGAGUCUGUCGAGGCAGUUGUAUGCCACACAGAUAUGAAACAGAUCGGCUCAUUUUCAUGUUCGGAUAAAUUGGUCAACCAGCUGUACCAUAACAUUCUCUGGGGAGUGAAGGGGAAUUUUCUAUCAGUGCCGACUGACUGUCCUCAACGCGACGAGCGCCUUGGUUGGUCCGGAGACCUGGCACUUUUUGCUCCGACAGCAGUUCUUCUAUUCGACUGCUAUGAGUUUCUCCGAAACUGGCUUGUCGAUGUGUGGUAUGAUCAGCAAAGCCUUGAUGGAGUCCCUGCCAUGGUCACGCCUAACGCAACACUCCCAGACCCAGUCUGGUGUCGUCGAAAGCCUUGUGCAAUUUGGCAUGAUGUUACCAUUCUGGCACCAUGGGCAUUGUAUGAGGAGACUGGCAAGGUGGAAAUCUUGGAACAGCAAUAUGAGAGCAUGAAGACAUGGAUGCAGAAACUCCCUAGAAAUAGGACAGGUUGCACUCAUCUCUGGGACGUCGGGAUAUUCCAACUUGGGGAUUGGCUAGAUCCAGACGCUCCCCCUGACGCACCCUGGAAAGGGAAAACAGACGCACAGCUGGUGGCCAAUGCGUUCUUGAUCCAUAGCUUAGAACUAAUGACUCAAAUCACACGUCUUCUCCGAAAGAACGAAGAGAAACUCGGGUACGAGAAAGAGCUGAAUGCAGCUAGAAAGGAGUUUCAGGAGGAAUACGUGACCUGCAAUGGCCGCCUUGUGUCCGACAGCCAAGCAGCUUACGCCAUCGCCAUAUGUUUUGGAUUGCUGACGCCCACACAGCAAGAAAGAGCUGGAAAUCGUCUGGUCUAUCUGGUGCGUAAGAACAACUUUUGCAUCGGCACAGGUUUCGCUGGGACUCCAUUUUUGUGUGAAGCUCUUGCCUUAUCUGGACAUAUUCAAAUUGCCUACGCCAUGCUGCUCACCAAGGAAUGUCCCUCGUGGUUGUACCCAGUAUCUAUGGGCGCUACUACCGUGUGGGAGAGGUGGGAUAGUAUGUUGCCCGAUGGAUCAAUCAACCCUGGCAAGAUGACCUCUUUCAACCAUUAUGCGUUUGGUUCAAUUGCGAAGUUCUUACUUGAGAGAUUGGCAGGUCUGCAAAGGAUUGAGCCUGGAUGGAAAAAAUGUCGAAUCGCACCCUGUCUCGGAGCGGACUUUUCGGGGGCUUCCGCUUCUCAUGAGACUCCCAUGGGCCUUGUGUCUUGUUCCUGGAAUAUUACUCGUUCCGACGACAAGCAAAGUCAUUUGGAGGUUGAAGUUACAGUUCCACCCGGCAUAAAUUGUGAGAUUGUUAUACCAGAGGGGGUGGGGGAAUUAAAGAAGACGGUAUCUCAAGGUAAAUGGACCUUUGAUACUUUCUUCGCAAGAAAGUACGAGUGGCCCAUGAAGCCCUUGCCUGCCAAGUCUUGA
This is a messenger RNA of Penicillium waksmanii, 2397 nucleotides long. RefSeq names its product alpha-L-rhamnosidase. Lineage: Eukaryota; Fungi; Ascomycota; Eurotiomycetes; Eurotiales; Aspergillaceae. Gene Ontology annotation, biological process: carbohydrate metabolic process. The transcript has 2 exons. The record is from RefSeq and is a predicted model, not a curated record. The coding region runs from base 1 to 2397 and encodes 798 amino acids.